Dictyostelium purpureum is the source of this 1323-nucleotide messenger RNA. RefSeq lists its product as uncharacterized. The record is from RefSeq and is a predicted model, not a curated record. Lineage: Eukaryota; Evosea; Eumycetozoa; Dictyosteliales; Dictyosteliaceae. The transcript is spliced from 2 exons. Bases 1 to 1323 code for a protein of 440 amino acids.
AUGGAAGUAAAUACUGACAAUACUAAUAAUAAUGAUAUCAAUAAUAACCAAUCAUUGUCACCAUUAACUACAAGCUCACCAGACCAAGAAAAACCAAUUAAUAAAAAUCAAAGAAAAAAUGGUAAACCACCAAGUCAUAAAACUCUAGUUAAAAAAGAAAGAUUUCAAGAAAAUUUAGAAAGAAUUAAAAGUUUUGAGGAAAUUAGAAAAAGUAAAGAUAAAGAAAGCAACAAGAUGUUAUAUGCUGCAAUUAAUGAUGGUGUAAGAGAAAGAAAGCUAAACUAUUUAGUACAUGACAACAAAUGCACAACAUGUUGGUUAUUAAAUGUAAAUUGUAUUUGCCCACAAAUUAAAAACAAGAUUGAGUUAAAGCACGAAUAUAUAUUUUGUUUUCAUCCCAACGAAUGGACCAAAGCAAGUAAUACUGGAAAAGUUGUAUUAAUUUCAGAUAAAAGUAAUUUUGAAAAAUUAGAAGAGAAUCAACAACAACAAAAUAACUCAUUUGAAAAUACAAUUUAUAAUAAUGAAAAGUUAAAUAAUUGCGAAAAUGAUAAUAUCGGUACCAAUUCUAAAAUCUUUAUUAUUGGCGAAAGAAAUGAUGAAGAAUUAUUUUUCAAAAGAAUUGCAAAAUGCUCAAGAGAUUCAACUUUUGUUUUAUUUCCCUCGCAAAAUAGUGUAAAUAUUAAAGAUGUAUUAAAAUCAAAGUCAAUUAAUUUGGAUAAUAAAAAUGUAAAUAGUGAUCAAGUUUGUGGAAAUAACAACAAUUAUGAAAUAGAGGAAAAUGAAGAACAAACACAAGAACAGGAUGAAAGUUUAAACAACGAUAUUACAACCAUUACAGAAACUAUUAGAAAUAUUAAUUUUAGUAAAAAAGAUGAUGUCGAAAAAUUAGAAAAACUUACAAUUAUUAUUGCAGAUGGCACAUGGAGACAGGCUAAAUCUAUUAAUAAAAGAAUACCGGAAGAUAUUACCAGAAUCCAUUUAGAAUUUGGUGACUUGAAAUUUAAAUCAAUGUUUAAUUCAUUAAGAAGUCAACCUCAAGUUGAUAGAAUUUCAACACUUGAGGCUACUAUUAUUUCAAUGAAAUCAUUAGGUGAAUCAGACGAAGUUUGCGACAAGUUAGUAUCAUCACUACAACUUAUGAUUGAUACAUUGGUUAGACAAAGUUCAAAAACAGAAUUAGUUGCAAAAAAAAAAUGGGUUGGUGAUUCAAAUGUAAUAGUUAAAAAUAAAUAUAAUGAAAAUAUAGAUAGUAAUAAUAAUAAUGAUAAUAAUAACAAUAAUAAUAAUACCGAUAAACCAAUAAAUGAUGAAACUAAAUAA